UUGCGAUACACUGUGGCAGAAAGUGAAAGAACAUAGUCUUAAUUAGUAGAAUUGUUUCCUAGUAGACUUGUUACUGAUACGAAAUCCGGAGUAUACAUGAGAAGGAAACAUUACUCAUUGCGACAGGUGUAUGGUGUACAUAUUCCUCGUUCUAUAAAUACACCAAUUAUUAGGGCCUUGAACCACCGGUGGUGAACCCAACCAUGCAUGGGACACACAGUGUAAAUAGACCUCUCGGGGCACUAUAAAUUCAAAGCCCGCACCGGCUGGCUGGAGUAGGCUAAUCGGGCUGGGUGGGGGAGAUUUUCAGUUGACGGCUGAAUUUAAGGCUAGAGGGGUUGACAUUCUGAACAAAAUGGAGUCCACCAUCGAGUACGUCUAUGAGCAAAUGCUCAACCGUAACGUCGUCGUUUUGAUAGCAGUGUCGCUCGCCGUUACCUACGGCCUGUGGAACCGGAGGGGCAACCUCCCUCCCGGACCAUGGGGGCUGCCAUAUUUUGGCCUGGUGCCGUACUUGCUCCUGAUGGACUGGUUGUACGGACUUCAGCGGCACGAGGCACUGGCGAGGGUGGCUGGGAGGUACGGUAAAGUGUUCAGUUUCACGGCCUUCGGACGAGUUGUGGUGGUCUUGAAUGAUGCCGAGGCGAUCAAGGAGGCGUACCAACGACGGGAGAUGAACGACCGACCGAGGAUGAAGGUUAAGAAUCACUCCCUCGGAAAAGGUGUGGCUUUCGCAUCUGGCGAUUGCUGGAAAGAGCAGCGGAGCUUCAGCAUCCGUACCUUGGAGAGUCUGGGAGCUGGCCGGCCAGUCCACGAAGAAAAGAUCGCUCAAGAAGCCCGGACGGUCCUGGACGAGAUCGCAUCCCAUGAAGGUAAACCCUUCGACCCCAAGUUUCCCAUGCUGAUCUGCGUCUCCAACAUCAUCUCCACUUUGCUGUUCAGCAUCAGGCACGAAUACGAUGACGAUAAGUACAAAGCCUUCCUGGACAUGAUUGCCGAGAUAACUCAUCUCAUGGGCACCUCUGGGGCCAUCCAAAGCGCCCCUCUCAUCAAGCAUCUCCCUCUGGAUUCCAAGAAGCGGCUGGCCGAGUUUGGUACAACAGAGUGUAGGUACAUGAUCGGUAUCAUCAAGGAGCACCGUAAGAACCUGGACCCUGGGAACCCAAAGGACUUCACGGAUGCCUACCUCGGUGAGAUACUCGCCAAGGUGCAGAGCGGCGAGACCGAGUCUCACAUCAGUACGGAGAACCUCCCGCAUACCCUAAUACACCUGUACUCAGCCGGUACAGAGAAUGUCUCCACUACCCUCCGAUGGGGUUUGAUGUACAUGAUCGCGUACCCGGAGGUCCAGGCACGAGUCCAGGAGGAACUAGACCGAGUGGUAGGACCCAAUCGGAUGCCUCAACUCUCCGAUGAAGCAGCUCUACCAUACACCCAAGCCACUAUCUUAGAGCUCCAGCGUUUUUCGACGGUAGCCCCGCUAGGAGCCGCCCACGUCUCCACUGACGAAUUCAACCUGUACGGCUACACCAUCCCAGCACGAACCCCAGUGAUACCGAACACCUGGGCCAUCCACUACGACCCCAAGGUGUGGAAGGAGCCGGCGAAGUUCAACCCAGAGAGAUUCUUGACCGAGUCUAACUCGCUGAAGGGAGCUGAUGGCAUCGUUUCGUUCAGUGCAGGGAACCGUAUUUGCAUUGGCCGCCAUCUUGCUCGGAUGGAGAUGUACCUUCUCUUCACCCAUUUGUUGCAUCGGUUCAACUUCCGGAAGGUCGACGGUUCCCCGCCCCUCGAUUUCCGGGGUCACGGGAGCUUCGCGCGCGUUCCUGACCUUUACCUACUACGGGCUACAGAGCGCCACCAGGAGGGUGAAUCAUAAAUUCAAAAUAAUGAGACAUUGAAACACUCUUUACUAAGAGAUCGGGAAGUGCGUGGUGUACGUUGUAUUGCAUUGUGGAAAGGUUUGCGGUUGAGUAGGGACUUCCAUUAUUAAAGGGAUAUUACGGCCUGGAAUGCGCUCAAUUGGGCUAAAAACGCGUCUUAAACAAAAUGUUAUAUUUAUUUGAAAUAGCAUUUAAAAGUAGGAUAUAAACGUCCACCCAACCAUCCUU
Molecule: messenger RNA, 2111 nt
Organism: Patiria miniata (bat star)
Lineage: Eukaryota; Metazoa; Echinodermata; Asteroidea; Valvatida; Asterinidae
Product: cytochrome P450 2F3-like
Exons: 3
Coding region: 356-1879 (507 amino acids)
Biological process (GO): xenobiotic metabolic process
Cellular component (GO): intracellular membrane-bounded organelle; cytoplasm
Molecular function (GO): oxidoreductase activity, acting on paired donors, with incorporation or reduction of molecular oxygen, reduced flavin or flavoprotein as one donor, and incorporation of one atom of oxygen; iron ion binding; heme binding
Source: RefSeq, a predicted model, not a curated record